UAUAUUUUCUACACCAGUAGUUUUCAAUAGGUAUAGAUAUAUAUCUUGAGUGAUAGUCAUCUUGACGUAUUGACAUAGAGCCCGCCUCCACCAGCCCAGAUCCGGUAAUCCCGCCUAUUUAUUAUAAUCAACCACCAAACUUCGACUCGUUCUUGAUUCAGACGACUUGACUGAAAUAUCACUUGAACACUAAAAUAUUAUACAGAGUUGAAAACAGUAAAAGUUUAAGUAUAUUUUGUUUCGAGAAUUUCGACACGACAUGACUGCCAUCAGUCGAUCGUCCGCUACAACCGCCGGUUCCUACUGCGCCUUCGUUAUAUUAACGCUGGUCUGCAUUUUUGACUUUUGGGCACCGGCUUCCAGACUUCCAGUGAACGUCACAUAUGGCAUAACUUUGAUACUUUUAUCAAUAAUCAGCCUGUUAUUAGGUUUUACAUCACAGGAUCCCAAUGAAUCGGUUUUACGAGCAUUCCAAAUCUGUUCUGCCGCCAUGUGGGGCUCCAUUGGUGUUUAUCAUGUAACAGAGAGUCUACAACCCAGAUACCUAACAGACGUCGAGGCAUUAUUUGGCGGCUACGGAGCGUUCCUUUUGAUAUUCAUCCUUUUGGUCAUUGGUGGUCUGCAACACAAAGCUAAAUUUGCAGCAGUCCUGGCACUCGGUUACGCACUUUCCUGUGUCUUUGAACUAGCGUCUUUGUGGAAACCUCUUCGAGCAAGUGCAGCAGCUUAUUAUAUUCUCCUGGCAGCCCUGACUCUCUACAAUUCUGCUUACAAUGCUCUUCAACGUUUCCGUACUGGUAUUUCUUAUACUGUAACAUCCGACGCUCUUGAUAAAAAUGUAUCCAAAGAUUACAUUAUUGUAUGCAAUGCUAUGAACACAGUAGCUUUUGCCAUUUUUGCUGGUCAUGUCACAGGAAUCUACGAUAGCGCCCACCAGGAAUUCCAUUGGGUCAUAGUGGCUGGAUUCUUUCAGUGUGUGUGCGGACUUGUUGCUGUCCGAAGAAGCAAUGCUUUUAAUGGUGGUUACUUUUUGAUUCACGGCGUCUUUUGGUUGUCCAUAGGUUAUAAUUUGGCUGUUGAGCACAUCACGUUCGUUCGAGUUUAUCCCCUAAUAGCAGUUUCAGUUAUUCUUUUCAUCACAUUCCUUUUGAUUGCAGUCGUAGCAUUGACUAAAGAAGUUUUCCAGGUCCUUCAAAAUAUUUCAAUGGCAAUAUUCUGUAUCGCUAUCGCAGUAGAUGGAUCUAAAGGUACCUUCGUUGGAGGUACCAGUUGGGUGUCUUUGCUGCUGUCUUUAUACGGUCUAAUGGCUCAUAUAACAAGAAUGAAAAAUGGCUCUUUCAAGUUGCCGAUAGGAUCCCGAUGCCUAGAAGCUGAUAAAUUGAAGAUGUUUUUGGUAGAGAAGUGUCGAUGCUGUGCUGGCUGUUUGUAUGGGAAACUAAAAGAAAAUGGCAAAGGCAAUGCCCUCUUCUCCACCAGUCAAAUGUUAGGUUAUUCCAAAUAUUUAGAUUUAGAUAUGGUAGGAUUCGCAGUUAAUGCCAUCUCUGCGCUUUCGAUUCUUUGGGUUCCAAAAGGUCUUGUUGUUCUUCCAUGGGUUAUUGUCUUUGGUGGAAUUCCUCAGCUAAUAGUCGGAUCCGUGUCUUUUGCCAGAGGACUUACUUUUGAAAGCUGUGCAUUUUUUACCUUCGGUUCUCUUUGGUUGAUUUGGGGAUCUGCGAGAGGACUUGGUAUCCAGGAGACUGACCACAGCGUAUCGGCAGCAGCUGGUUGUAUAGGAUUUUUAACAGUUGGUGUCUUAUUGUUGGGUUUAGCUGCUGUUAUCAGUAUGGCUUGGUUUGUUCUAGUUAUCCUAUUUAUCCUGGUGGUUAUAAGUUUCUUGUUAAACACCCUGGGGGUUCCUGGUAUUGAAGUGUACGAAGUUGUUAUUAGUAUAGCCUUUGCUAUCGUCUGCAUCUAUUGCUUCUUGGCAUCUGUAACUAAAGCUAUCACAGGCAGAACAGUUCUUCCUACGGGCAAACCUAUAGUACAAGUCAGCUAUCUGCAUUCAGAAGGAGAACAGGCAUACUGGGCAGAUGCUAGACGAGCUAGCGGAGUCAAAAAUGUUGCAGCUAUAUUGAACCAGGGUGGUAUUUGUGGAGUUCCUACCGAUGUUGUAUAUGUUUUAGUUGCUGCCCUGAAAUUCCCCAAAUCCGUAGAGAGAGCAUACGAGACCAAAAAAUUAGCUGAAGACCGUCCCAUGUCCAUGUGGAUAUCGAAAAGAGAACAGCUGGAAGCAGGGAGAGAAGAAUUUGGUGAACUUCUUUGGGAUUUUAUGAAAGAAGUUUGGCCGUCAACUAUCAGCCUAGUUGUAAAGAAAGGACCAUGGUUACAGACUUUGGGAGUAGAUUUCGCAGAAAAAUACAUAGGAAGACCUGAUAGUAUUGCUGUCAGGAUGCCAGACAAUACCGUUACUUCACAUCUUAUAGAUCAAACUGGUCCGAUAGCUGUUAGUUCAGCUAAUCCCACUGGUGAAGCUGAUACGACUCAUCAUUUACAAGUUCUAGCUAAACUUGGAUUGAAAAACUGUGAUGGUAUUUUAUGUGCUGGCCCAUCUCCAGAGAAUGCUGCAUCCACUGUGGUUGAUUGCCGAAAGAUUGAAGAAGGUAAACUAGGUUUCUUCCGUAUUGGUAUCGUCCCCCGAUCUCGAGUUGAAGAACUCUUUGAAAAGGUCCAAAGACGUCAUAAAGCUAAGGCAGAUAUACCAGCAUCUAUAUCUCAUAGAAGUGAUAAUAGUAGUGAUAGCGGAGUUUGUGGUUCGGAUAAAAAGAUUGGUACUGAUGAUGACCAGAGCGUUGAUGAUGUGGAUGGUGGAAAUGUUAAUGAAGCGUUUGAAGAUGAUGGAGUUGAAUUAGACAGCAAUGCGGCUAACCAAUCUUUUGAGUCCGGCCUCGAUAAAGAUUUAAGUGACGAUGGUGGGGCCACUAGUCAACAUUCUCAAGAUGCUGCUGAUACUUCUCAUGGCUUCGAAGAUCCUGGAGAACUAACUGAAAUUUUGACCUCUUUGUCCAAUCCAGAAGAAAGUCAGUCCGACAUUUACAUGGUAAAUUCCCCAAGAACAAGUUCAUCUCCUGAAGGUCAAGGUUCAGCAGCAGAUAAUUCUAAUGAACAUGUGUCACAAAUCUCUGGUGGUCGUUUGCUCCAGGCAGCCCAUGAAAUAGGAGGACGACCUUCUCCGACAUUAUCAAACAAAAGUGAAACGAAAGUAAAUCCCAUAUAUCAAGAAGACGAUAUAAACAAAAAUAAUAACACUACUGGUUGAUUAAAAAUGAAAUCUAAAAACUGACGUGCAGUCGCUAUUUCAUUGAAAGACAUCUUACAAUACAAAGUUUAUGUUUAAAGUCAUAUUUUUUUUAUAACUGUGAAUUAUUUAUCUUUCUCGUGCACAAUUCAGAAUCAAAACUGAUAUGAUAGACGGUGCAAGCAAAUUGUCCAAAUGAACAAAACUGUAAACGUGCGAACAUGCUAACAUGCCUGUCACAGAUCUGCUCAGUUUUACAGUGUAGAAGACGUUUAGAAAAAACAAACUUUUUUAUAAAAUCCAAAAGUCUGACACAAGCAUCAGUUUGUGAAGUAACCCAAAACAACUGUAUAAUAUCAGCCAAACCCAGUUUAGAUUCUUAACAGACAUGGAACCCACUCUGAUUCUAGCCAAUCUUUAAAUCUGCAUCCAGAUUCGUGCUUACGCCCUUUGAAUUCUUAAGAUUCAGAAUUAUUGCAAUUGUGUCUGGUGCAUUCAGAAAUGAAAUGGGGUUUAACGUACUACGUGUCUGCGCCAAUGAAGACGGUGACGGAUUUAGACCAAAAAUUGUGUUUCUUCUGACUCGAAUCUGGCAAAAGAAUCUUAAGCUUAGAGUCAUCUGAAGUAGUACCCUUUAAAUGUUCAUUUAUAGAAAUUUUAAUAUAGGAGAAAUACCCAACAUUACAGUAAAUGUGUUCUUACAUCAUAUAUCAAUGUAUGUAUUUAUAAAUAUAAGUAUGAUGAAUGAGUGAGAUAAGGAAUGUGUGAUAUGUAGUAUGAUAUUAGUUCUUUUGCAAUAAAAUGUUUGAUAUAUAUAUAUAUAUAAAUAUUUAAUAAAUAAAUUGUUUACAUUCAA
Patella vulgata (common limpet) is the source of this 4130-nucleotide messenger RNA. RefSeq lists its product as uncharacterized. Gene Ontology annotation, cellular component: cytoplasm. Bases 260 to 3295 code for a protein of 1011 amino acids. Gene Ontology annotation, biological process: regulation of translational fidelity. Gene Ontology annotation, molecular function: tRNA binding; nucleotidyltransferase activity; double-stranded RNA binding. NCBI's taxonomy places the organism in Eukaryota, Metazoa, Mollusca, Gastropoda, Patellidae. The record is from RefSeq and is a predicted model, not a curated record. The transcript has 6 exons.